GUGUGAGAGGAGCCGAGUCUUGUUUACAGCGGUGGUUCCACGGAGCGAGAGACCGACAUAGGAGGCUGAAGCAGGCUGGACGGAUCACAGCGGCUCGGAACUACAGAGACCCAGUCUAGGAAAUCUAGCCAGUCAAAAAGUUUCAAUAUUUGGAACGCAAAAUCCCGUUUUAGACACAAUUAAGCGCCGGAGCUUGAGGUGCUGCAGCUUUUGCGCGUUACGAGGAGUAUUCCCUCAGCAAAACACAUCGACCGUGAGAGCGAGUGAAGACAGACACGGAGAGGGAGGAGGGAUGGACGGGGGGUGCAGUUGGUGAAACCAUUUUUGUCCUGGCGGAUAUUUUGGAUCGAGCCCUGCUGUCGGAGAGGCGCAUUGGAACGGGGGCUGCGUUUUCAUUCAUAUCCCCGCCAUCUCCAUCGGCUGGUACUGACCUUACGAUUUCCUUCUGAAGGCCUCGGGAGCCUGGAUCUUUACAUUGAGAGGAAUUGGAAAACACACAUCCCACGGCCAGUCCUUCAUCGCGCAGAGCUGAAAUUGUGUUAGCCGCUCAGCUAGUGUUCGUGUCUCUUCUGCUUUUUUCAAGACAUGGAGGCUGAAGAUGCGGAUUACUAUCAUUCAAGUGAAUUUCAUGGCUCGGUGUUUUUAACGGCCCUGAACAAAUCCUUGUUUUGUUGGCAAGAAUAACGAAAUGCUUUGGAUAAUUUGUGGAAAUUCAGUUUAGAAAAGAAAAUCUUUGUUUUUGUGACAGACCUCGUUUUCCCCCCACUGCUUUGGGGACGCAUUUGACCAAGAGUGACUGCCUUUUACACAUCUAACACUGUGAGAUUAUUACUUUGAAGACUUUGGACAAGUAAUACUUCCUACACAUUUUGUGGGGACAACCUAUUUUAAAACAACCUUUACUAUUACUUGGAAGGAUAUUAUUUCAUCAGGAAUGAAAUCUGGAACAGAACGGGAUAAAUUGACCUUAUUUUUGGGUCUCGUACUAUCUGUUUCUACGAUCUGCAUGUGGUCCGCCAGUGGAGAAAUCUGUGGGCUGAACGUGGACAUCCGCAAUGACAUCAGCGAGUUCACCCGUCUGCUGGAGAACUGCACGGUGGUGGAGGGCUACCUGCAGAUCCUCCUGAUCGGCGACAAGACCAACCAGCGCAACGCCGAGCUCUUCCGCUCGCUCAGCUUCCCCAAGCUCACCGUCAUCACCGACUACCUGCUGCUCUUCCGCGUGUCGGGGCUGGACAGCCUGUCCACCCUGUUCCCCAACCUGAGCGUCAUCCGUGGCCGCAACCUCUUCUACAACUACGCGCUGGUGAUCUUCGAGAUGACGAGCCUCAAGGACAUCGGCCUGUACAACCUGCGCAACAUCACGCGCGGCGCCGUGCGGAUCGAGAAGAACCCCGAGCUCUGCUACCUGAAGUCGGUGGACUGGUCGCUGGUCAUGGACGCCGAGUUCAACAACUUCAUCAAGUUCAACAAGCAGCGGGACGAGUGCGGCGACGUGUGUCCCGGCGUCAUGGACGGCCGGCCCGAGUGCAUCAAGAGCAGCUUCGAAGGCAGCUACAGCCCACGCUGCUGGACCGCCAACCACUGUCAGAAAGUGUGCCCGGCUGUGUGUGGGCGCGCGUGUACGGAGUCGGGCGCGUGCUGCCACCCCCAGUGUCUGGGCGGCUGCAGCGUGGCGGCGAACGACCGGGCGUGUGCGGCGUGCCUGAACUACGAGCACGAGGGCCGCUGCGUGGCCGACUGCCCUGCCGGCAGCUUCCGCUUCGAGGGCUGGCGCUGCAUCAGCCAGGAGAUGUGCGCCGGCGUGCACCUCGCCAGCGAACCCGAGUCCGAGCGCUUCGUCAUACACGCCGGGGAGUGCAUGCACGAGUGCCCGCCGGGCUACAUGCGCAACGAGAGCCAGAGCAUGUUCUGUGUGAAGUGUGUGGGCCUGUGCGAUAAGGAGUGUGAGUCCAAGGUGAUUGACUCGGUGGACGCGGCGCAGCAUCUGCAGGGCUGCACUGUCAUCAAGGGGAACCUCCAGAUCAACAUACGCAGAGGCAAGAACAUCGUGUCGGAGCUGGAGAGCUUCAUGGGUCUGAUCCAGACGGUGACGGGCUACGUCAGGAUCCGCUACUCCCCCACGCUCAACUCCUUCUCCUUCCUCAAGAGCCUCAGAUACAUCAAUGGAGAGGAGCUGUAUGAGGGCAUGUACGCCUUCUCGGCGGUGUACAACCAGAACCUGCAGGCCUUGUGGGAUUGGAGUCAGCACAACCUGACCAUCCGCGAGGGCCGCCUCUUCUUCCGCCACAACCCCAAGCUGUGUGAGCAGGAGAUCUUCACCAUGUGGGAGAAGACCGGCGUGCAGGGCAAGCCAGAGCAGGCGGACAUCAGGAACAACGGGGAGAGGGGCAGCUGUCAAGCGCACAUGCUGAAGUUCAAGUCCAACAGCACUCAGAGCAACCGCAUCAAGCUGACGUGGGAGCGCUACCGACCGCAUGACUACAGGGAUCUCAUCAGCUUCAUAGUCUACUACAAGGAAGCGCCGUUCCAGAACAUAACAGAGUUUGACGGUCAGGACGGCUGCGGCUCCAACAGCUGGAACAUGGUGGACGUGGACCUGCCGCAGCACAAGGAGGCCGACCCGGGGGUGCUGCUGUCGCCCCUCAAGCCCUGGACGCAGUACGCCAUCUUCGUCAAGGCCGUGCUGAUCAUGAUGGAGGACAGGCAGUCGCUGGAGGCCAAGAGCGAGGUGGUAUACAUCAGGACAAGUCCCUCAGAGCCGUCUAUGCCGCGUGAUGCGCGUGCGUAUGCCAACUCCUCCACGUCCCUGGUAGUGAAGUGGUCCCCCCCACUGAGGCCCAAUGGCAACCAGACCUUCUACCUGAUCCGCUGGCAACAGCAGGCCGAGGACCGCGAGCUCUACCAGCACAACUACUGCUCCAAAGAGCUGAAGACGCCGUUCCGCAUCUCGGCCACCACGGUGACGGAGGAGGACGACGCCAAGCCCCCCAAGCCGGAGGCGGGCGACGGGACGGAGAAGGGCGGCUGCUGCCCCUGCCCCAAGACCAAGGAGGACCUGGAGGCCGAGAUCGAGGACCGAGACUACCGCAAGGUCUUCGAGAACUUCCUGCACAACGCCAUCUUCGUGCCCAGGCCUCAGGAUCGUAGGAAGCGGGACGUGUUCGGCGUAGCCAAUGGGACGCUGGCGCGUGGCGGCCGGGGUCUGAACGGCUCCGUUUUCGAGGGCAAUGGGACUGAGCGCGGGGAGGUGGGGCAGAAGGAGUACCCCUUCAAGGAGGCGCGCGUCUACUCGGAGAUGAUGGAGAUCCCCGACCUCAAGCCCUUCACCGUCUACCGGAUAGACAUCCACGCCUGCAACCAUGAGGUCCUCCGCUGUAGUGCUGCCACCUUCGUCUUCUCAAGAACAAGGCCUGCAGAGCGUGUGGAUGACAUCCCGGGGCCGGUGCUGAGGGAGCGAGAGGAGGGGUCAGAGGGGAGCAUGCUGCUACGCUGGCCAGAGCCACGCAACCCCAACGGACUCAUACUCAUGUACGAGAUCAAAUACGGACUAGUCAAUGAGCCGGAGAAGUUGGAGUGUGUGUCUCGUCAGCAGUAUAUCAUUCUGAAGGGGGCACGCCUGACUAACCUGGGCCCGGGAAACUACUCCGCCUGGGUCAAGCCCACCUCCCUCGCAGGCAACGGCUCCUGGACCAUGCCCAUAUACUUCUAUAUCCCCCAACCUACAGCCGACUAUAACAGCGCCCUCUACCUGUUCAUCUCCAUCCCUCUGGUCGUCGUGGCGAUCAUCAUGUGCGUCAUCGCUGCCCUGGUCUAUGUCAAUAGGAAGAGGAACGCAGACAGACUGGGCAACGGGGUGCUGUACGCCUCUGUCAACCCAGAGUACUUCAGUGCUGCAGACAUGUAUGUACCUGAUGAGUGGGAGGUGGCUCGUGAGAAGAUCACCAUGUGCAGAGAGCUGGGGCAGGGCAGCUUCGGCAUGGUGUACGAGGGCAUCGCCAAGGGCGUGGUGAAGGACGAGCCCGAGACCCGGGUGGCCAUCAAGACCGUCAACGAGUCGGCCAGCAUGCGAGACCGCAUCGAGUUCCUCAACGAAGCCUCCGUCAUGAAGGAGUUCAACUGCCACCAUGUGGUGCGUCUUUUGGGCGUGGUCUCUCAGGGCCAGCCCACCCUGGUGAUCAUGGAGCUGAUGACGAGAGGAGACCUCAAGAGCCACCUGAGAUCACUACGCUCCAAAGAGGGCGGCGGGUCGUGCAGUAGCGUGCUGCCCCCCCUGAAGAAGAUGACCCAGAUGACGGGGGAGAUCGCGGACGGCAUGGCCUACCUCAACGCCAACAAGUUCGUACACAGAGACCUGGCCGCCAGGAACUGCAUGGUGGCAGAGGACUUCACCGUCAAGAUAGGAGACUUUGGCAUGACGCGUGACAUCUAUGAGACGGACUACUACCGCAAGGGGGGCAAGGGCCUGCUGCCGGUCAGGUGGAUGUCACCAGAGUCCCUCAAGGACGGAGUCUUCACCACCAUGUCAGACGUCUGGUCGUUUGGCGUGGUGCUGUGGGAGAUUGCCACCCUGGCGGAGCAGCCGUAUCAGGGCAUGUCCAACGAGCAGGUGCUGCGCUUCGUCAUGGAGGGAGGCCUGCUGGACAAGCCGGACAACUGCCCCGACAUGCUGUUUGAGCUGAUGCGCAUGUGCUGGCAGUACAACCCCAAGAUGCGUCCCUCCUUCCUGGAGAUCAUCAGCAGCAUCAAGGAGGAGCUGGAGGGCCAGUUCCGGGAGGUCAGCUUCUUCUACAGCGAGGAGAACAAGCCACCCGACACCGAGGAGCUGGACUUCCACAACGUGGAGGGCAUGGAGAACGUGCCCCUGGACGCGGUCAACAGCCGACAGCCCGGUGCUCCCAUGACGACCACCACCACCACCACUGCCACCACGCAGACGCAGGUGGCCGUUACCAUGGGAACCCCCGUUUCCGGGUCGGGGUCGGGGUCGUCGUCGCCACCUCAGCCCCUCCACGCGGUCCCCCACCAGGGGACGGGCACGCCGCUCGGGCCCUCGUCGCCCACUAUGCCGGUCCCGUCGUCGGCCUCUUCGGCCUUGGGUUCGGCCGCCGCUGCUGCUGGUGGGGUUGGGGUGCCGCCCUGCUCACCGAGCGCCCUGUCGCCCGCCCCUGCCCCCACGCUGGCGGCCGCGUCGCUGGGACUGGACAAGCACUCGGGGCCUGGAGGGGUGGCGGCCAACGGGCCCGUGGUGGUCCUGGGGCCGGCCUUCGACGAGACGCAACCGUACGCGCACAUGAACGGGGGGCGCAAAAACGAGCGGACUCUUCCCCUCCCUCAGUCCUCGGCCUGCUGAUCCCUACCACCCCCCCACCCCCACUGGAAACCACACCUCUCACACACACAGGGUAUCCCCAACAUACACCCCCCCCCCUCCUUUUUUUGCUCCACUCCCCUCAUCCUGACUUACGCCAGUGUGGUUCUUCUCGGAUAAGACUUUGAGCUCUUAUGAGCCCUUUUCUUCUUUUCAUUCAUAGGACUCCAACUCUUGGCUGGUGGGGAGGAUGACGAUUAAAAAUUUUAUCUAUGGACUUGUGUGCCACUGUGUUUACUACAGUGAAGCUCACUCUUUUUUCUUCUUCUUCUUCUUUUCUCUCUGUCUCUGGCGCGAUCGCGUAACCAUUGUGGAGGAAGUCAAAAUGUCUAAAAGAAAAAACCUUUUAUUUUGUAUCGUCUCUGGUCUAGCAUAUCUGUCAGCAUGUCCGACCCAAAAGCACUUUUCUUAAAAAAACAAAACAAAACAAAACAACAACAAAAAAAGAAGUGUGUCUUUCUUCACACUUGUUUGCGCUCUCUCCACAGUGAGAUGUUUGUAUGUGUGUGUGUGUGUGUGUGUGUGUGUGUGUGUGUGUGUGUGUGUGUGUGUGUGUGCGCGUGCGUGCGUGUGCGUGUGGGACUUCCUAGGAUUCAUGUCACGUUACGCAGGAUGUCGAUGUUCCAUGACACUAGUUGGAAGGUUGUCUGCUUUGUCGUUCGCUAUGGACCCACCAUAAAACCACACCCACAGGCCCCCGAAGCCAGUUUCGCCCAUCACCCUGCCCAGGCUACUGAAGGGUAGCUUGACGAGAGGAGAGGAGAGGAGAGGAGAGGAGAGGAGAGGAGAGGAGAGGACGUCGGUGGGUGUUGGGUGGCUGGUGGCUGGUCGGAGGCUUGGAGCUUCUGGGUUUUUGAAACUGCCAAAAGAUUUUGCCAAAAUCUCCAAAGGAGCUUUCGUACAUUACAUACGCGGACGGUUCAUUGAGUUUUUUUCAAUUCCCCCCUUUCUAUUCUAUUCUAUUCUAUUAUAUUCAUGUUAUUAUAUCUCUUAAGUUGGACACCUGGACCUCGGGAGCAGAGGGAACAGCAAAACUGCAACUGAACUUUUUACACUGGCUCGUGUUAUUACAUGGUACCUACAUGGGGAUCUUUGCAAGACAACGGAUCUUGAGGAUAUUGUCUUUUCUUGUUUUUGUGUUUAUUUUUUUUAAUGUAAUUUUCAGAGUCCCACCCCCCGCCCCUCACCUCGCCCCCCCAGCGUAGAUCAGAGGCAUGGCAUUGCGGUCUCAACUGCACCCCCUCCCCCCAGCUGCAGUGAAGCAGGAUACAUCCGUUACAUUCAAGAUCUCACCCACACACACACACACACACACACACACACACACACAGACAAAAUACAACAAAACUAAACAAAAGACGGACAUGGCACCAAAAAUUAACACACACUCACACACACACACACACACAUACACACAUACACACACACACACACACACACACAUACACACAUACACACACACACACAAAGGAAACAAGUGAAGAUGUGUUCACACUAAGCAAGCCAAAAAUAAGAAUCAGAAGGGAUUGGCUUGCACCGUAUAGUCCACAGAGGACUCACACAGUAUGACAAGCCUCUCUGAUUGCGUGUGUGUGUGUGUGUGUGUGUGUGUGUGUGUGUGUGUGUGUGUGUGUGUGUGUGUGUGUGUGUGUGUGUGUGUGUGUGCGCGUGCGCGUGCGCGUGCAUGCGUGCGUCUUCAGGCAUGAGAGGGGUUCUGUGCAGAAGAUAUUUUAGACUAGACAGUAAUCUCUAAAAACAAUUCAAAUGUUUAUAUGGUAAAGGUUUUACAGUUAUAUGUUCAACCUCCAAAUGACAAACAGGCAAACUUUCACACACACACACACACACACACACACACACACACACACACACACACACACACACACACACACACACACACACACACACACACACACACACACACACACACACACACACACACACACACAUUUUUGGUUUGUCACUUUUAUAACUUUUUUAUGGUUCAGAUGUCCACCUCUAUGUCUGUACAGAAACAAGCUGCUAUUUUAUUGUUUUUUGGAUGUUAUAUAUCAGUGUGUGUGUGUGUGUGUGUGUGUGUGUGUGUGUGUGUGUGUGUGUGUGUGUGUGUGUGUGUGUGUGUGUGUGUGUGU
Messenger RNA from Engraulis encrasicolus (European anchovy), 7503 nucleotides. It is a transcript of the gene igf1ra, whose product is annotated as insulin-like growth factor 1a receptor. Gene Ontology annotation, molecular function: insulin receptor activity; phosphatidylinositol 3-kinase binding; insulin receptor substrate binding. Bases 935 to 5353 code for a protein of 1472 amino acids. Gene Ontology annotation, cellular component: axon; insulin receptor complex; plasma membrane. The transcript has 22 exons. Gene Ontology annotation, biological process: glucose homeostasis; regulation of JNK cascade; positive regulation of MAPK cascade. Lineage: Eukaryota; Metazoa; Chordata; Actinopteri; Clupeiformes; Engraulidae. The record is from RefSeq and is a predicted model, not a curated record.